CCUCCAGCCACGGCGUGAGCUGUUGUGAAGAGUCGCGGGCGGUUGCUACGGAGACUCCUCUGGGGAAACCAUCGGUCUCCAUGUCUCACCAGGAGGCAAAACCUUCAAGUGUGGUCUUAGAGGAUAAGAAGGAAGGGAAGGUUAUCGAAGUCAAAGUCAUCGCCCAAGACGGAAACGAGAUCCACUUCAAGGUGAAAACGACCACGCAACUCAAGAAACUCAAGGAAUCCUACUGUCAAAGGCAGGGCGUCCCAUCGAACUCGCUGAAGUUUCUCUUCGAAGGCCAGAGGAUCGCCGACAACCACACUCCUGAAGAGCUGGGGUUGGAGGAGGAAGACAUGAUUGAAGUCUACCAGGAACAAACGGGAGGUCAUUCGACGGUUUAGAUGUUCUUUGUAAAUUUUCCUUUCCCUCAAUGCUGUUUUAUGAUUAUUUUUUUAAAUCGUUCUUUUGUAAUGUGGUAUUCGGAGUGAAAAUUGAAGACUGUCACACCAUCUCUUUGGAACAUCUGGCGAUCUGAAUUCUAGCGAUCGGUAUUCAUUAUUGGUUGUUUUUAUGGUGCUGAUUUUGCUGACCAGACCUCAGCUUCCUUCCUAUUGCCCUCUUCUAAACUGCAUAUAUGCACCACGCAUGAGGCUACCCUUCUGAGGGCCAGUUUGAGGUUUCCUAUGCUUUCCAACCAGCCAGCGAUUCCAGCAUGUGGCUGCUUCACACCUGGCCUGUGAUUUUCAGGGGAUAGAUGGACGUUUUCAGAGAACUGAACUGUGGAAAACGACCUCUCCUCGGGUUGAAGCUGCUUCUAAAAUCUGAGGAUCGGACUAAGAACAGAAUACCAGGUUUGGAGUCAAGAUGACAUGGAGUCAAAAUGAUACGGUCAGAGUAACAACUAACUGUAAAGGCAGCUUUGUUGAAGAGAAAGCAUCUCGAAGAUUGAGCCCGUCUUGUCAGGGGAGCCCAGAUAAUGCUCUAAUUUUCAUCAGCAGUUAAUAAUAAAGUUAUUCAUGCAAAACAUA
This is a messenger RNA of Peromyscus leucopus (white-footed mouse), 1013 nucleotides long. Its product is annotated as small ubiquitin-related modifier 1-like. Gene Ontology annotation, cellular component: PML body; nucleus. Lineage: Eukaryota; Metazoa; Chordata; Mammalia; Rodentia; Cricetidae. The coding region runs from base 81 to 386 and encodes 101 amino acids. Gene Ontology annotation, molecular function: protein tag activity; ubiquitin-like protein ligase binding. Gene Ontology annotation, biological process: protein sumoylation. The record is from RefSeq and is a predicted model, not a curated record. The transcript has a single exon.